AUGUUUAGAAACACUGCUCUCAAGGCCACCAACAGCGGUAUGCUGCGUGGCGCGACCUCUUCAUCAUGCCGGCGCUCGUUCCACCUCGCCACUAGCGCUCGCAGCUCUUCAAAAAGCUCCGGCUUCAGCAUGACCGCCCGUCGGCCUCUUGCUGUUGUCGACCGUGCUUUCAACGGCGCCCGGUCCUACGCGGCCCCCGCGGAGGGCCAAAGUCAAGGAGUGGUAAGCAACAACAAUCUUAGUGAUCGGUAG
This is a messenger RNA of Penicillium crustosum, 252 nucleotides long. RefSeq names its product Dehydrogenase E1 component. The record is from RefSeq and is a predicted model, not a curated record. The transcript has a single exon. Lineage: Eukaryota; Fungi; Ascomycota; Eurotiomycetes; Eurotiales; Aspergillaceae. The coding region runs from base 1 to 252 and encodes 83 amino acids.